This is a messenger RNA of Dissoconium aciculare CBS 342.82, 1962 nucleotides long. RefSeq lists its product as uncharacterized. Bases 1 to 1962 code for a protein of 653 amino acids. The transcript has a single exon. NCBI's taxonomy places the organism in Eukaryota, Fungi, Ascomycota, Dothideomycetes, Mycosphaerellales, Dissoconiaceae. The record is from RefSeq and is a predicted model, not a curated record. Gene Ontology annotation, molecular function: 1-alkyl-2-acetylglycerophosphocholine esterase activity.
AUGCAGGAUCAUCCCAGCCUUCGUGGCUUCACUGCAUCCAAAGGGCUUAAAGGCAAAAAGCCAAAGCCUCGCCCUCCGCGAGGUCUCCGCGACCAUGUUCUGUUCCCUGGCCGUGCGCUUCCGUCGUACACAGGACCUUAUCCGGUUGGCACCAUGGAAAUCGAGGUGCCCGUCCGACGUAGCCGCGCGUUUUCGAAGAUCAAACGCGACGGACGUCUCUGCCUCCAAUUCGAGACGGUGCUCAUGACAGUCUAUUACCCUUGCUCCGAGAAGGAUUUCGGGCUUCAAAAACAUGAUCCCCGAUAUUCGCGUGAGCUCUGGCUUGGCCGACCAAGGGUGGAGAUUGCCCAAGGUUACGGCAAAUUUGGAGGUGUUGGCAAUCUUGCUGUGCCAAUCUUUUUCCCUACAAUGUGGACCAAGUUGCCGGCACUACGAAAUCCUCCCGUAUCACGAUACUGGGCACCUCAGGUCGAAACCGAAGUCAAGAGAACCAGGGUCAAGCACAAAAAGAAUUGUCCAGCACCCAGCGAGCCUAGCACAAGCGGCUGCAAACCUCCUGGGGCUCCUAAAGCUCCCGUAUUCCCAUUGAUCCUCUUCUCACACGGAUUGGGAGGUACCCGGACGAUGUAUAGCUCCGUCUGCGGAGAAUUUGCCAGCCACGGAUUUGUUGUGUGUGCAGUUGAGCACCGGGACGGCAGUGGUCCACGAACUUUCAUCAAUCGUCCCAAAUAUGCAGCAAAGGUCGAAUCCGAGGAUUGCGAGCCAGUAGACUACACAGCAGAGGAGGCCAAACAGGGCUAUCGAUCCGUAGACUAUGUUUUCUCCAAGUACAACCCAUCAGACACAUCUCCGCAUAGUGAGAAGGGUGUCGAUCAGGAGCUGCGGGCAGCUCAGAUCGAUCUGAGGACGGCUGAGAUCGAGGAGGCCUACCAUGUCAUGUGCGAGAUUGAGAAAGGCAAUGGACAGCUCAUAGCCGAUAGAAACCUCCGCUGUGAGGGAUACAAAGCCUCUAGCCGGCAUGGCCUCAAAGGUGUGAGAUGGCCGAGAUGGAAAGGCAGCUUUCAGACACAGAACGUUACCAUCUGCGGGCAUAGCUUUGGUGCUGCUACCGCAGUAGAGAUUCUUCGCCACGACGAUCGCUUCAACUACGUGACUCAAGGUAUCAUCUAUGAUAUUUGGGGUGCAGGUCUCAAACAACCAAAAGACGAGUCACCAGAACACCGCAUUCAAAAGCCCAUCAUUGCUAUCAAUAGUGAAGCCUUCACAUAUUGGCCGUCAAACUUUGAGCUUGUGCGAGCUUUGAUUGAGGAGGCACAAUCUGAGCCUGGGCCAGCGCCAGCCUGGUUGAUGACCCUCCGAGGUACAGUGCACAUCACCCAAUCGGACUUCUCGUUGCUCUUCCCCCAAUUGUGCUCGCUGCUCUUGAAAGCUGUAGCCAAUCCCCGACGAGCACUGGAUCUCAAUAUCGGCGCGAGUUUAGAAUUCCUCAACCACGUGCUACCGGAGGAGCUUGCCCAGGUCAAUCGCUCGCACAAGAAUGAGAAUCUGCUGGAAUCGAAUCUCAACCCGUUAUCCCGGAUCCAGUCCUUCCAAAUGGCUAAGCCGGACGAGAAAUAUACAGCUCUCAAACUGAACAUUCGCCACGAGUGGGCUUACAGGAUCUCGCCGAAAUUAUUUCAACGCUACAUUCGGUGGGAGAAUGAGCGACGCGGCAGAAACCCGGAGGAUUUCGACGAGAUCUGGCUACACCACAAGCCCGACCCGAACCUGCUGCAUUGUUAUGCUGAUAGGUCUUCUUCUUCGCGGACGAGUUCCUCGAGCUCAUCCGAGGAAGAAGCUAGUGGGGCGAGCUCACAGAAGAAAUCUACCACGGGUGAGGAGGAUUAUGAGCCCACGCCGUUGCAUCCUCCCCCACAUACCGACAGCAAAGACUGGACUAUGAGCAGUGAAGGAGCGACGUGA